Molecule: messenger RNA, 3769 nt
Organism: Lampris incognitus (smalleye Pacific opah)
Lineage: Eukaryota; Metazoa; Chordata; Actinopteri; Lampriformes; Lampridae
Gene: ywhaba
Product: tyrosine 3-monooxygenase/tryptophan 5-monooxygenase activation protein, beta polypeptide a
Exons: 7
Coding region: 128-862 (244 amino acids)
Biological process (GO): signal transduction
Cellular component (GO): cytoplasm
Source: RefSeq, a predicted model, not a curated record
GGAAGUGUCAGAGUAGGCGGAAGUGGUACUGCCCUGAAUACCCCGAGCAGCGAGCGGACGACAGCUUGAUAACUCCCUUCGUUCAGAGAAUAAAAGCAGGAUCCCCAGUGCAUUCUAAAUCCUAGAGAUGGAUAAGAACGAGCUGGUACAGAAGGCCAAGCUGGCAGAGCAGGCUGAGCGUUAUGACGACAUGGCCGCUUCCAUGAAGGCAGUGACAGAGAAUGGCCUGGAGCUCAGCAACGAGGAGCGCAACUUGCUGUCUGUCGCCUACAAAAAUGUGGUGGGCGCUCGCCGUUCGUCCUGGCGUGUCAUCUCUAGCAUUGAGCAGAAGACGGAGGGCAAUGAGAAGAAACAGCAGAUGGCCCGCGAGUACCGCGAGAAGAUUGAGGCUGAGCUCAAAGACAUCUGCAAUGACGUGCUGGGUCUACUCGACAACCAUCUUAUUUCCAACGCAUCUCAGGCAGAGAGCAAGGUGUUCUACCUCAAAAUGAAAGGCGACUACUACAGAUACCUGUCAGAGGUGGCCUCCGGGGAUUCAAAGAAGGUCACAGUGGAGAACUCUCAGAAGGCCUACCAAGACGCAUUUGAAAUCAGUAAGAACGACAUGCAGCCCACACACCCCAUCCGGCUGGGCCUGGCCCUCAACUUUUCCGUGUUCUACUAUGAAAUCCUCAACUCACCCGAGCAGGCCUGCGAACUGGCCAAGGCGGCUUUCGAUGAAGCAAUUGCUGAGCUUGACACCUUGAACGAGGACUCGUACAAAGACAGCACGCUGAUCAUGCAGCUACUAAGGGACAACCUCACUCUGUGGACAUCAGAAAACCAAGGAGAUGAGGGGGACGCCGGCGAGGGAGAGAACUAGAGCCCCUCCCACCUCCACCACCACCACCACCUCUUAAACUUUUCCCCCUCCUGUCUCUCUCUUCACUUCAUGUCCUCCCAUCUCCUUCCAGCUCCCUUCUGUAUAACUAACAGCAUGAAUUAUACCUGACCCUCACAAAGACAAAGGAGAAAAAUACUUUUAACUUUCCUUUCUUUCUCCCACUAUCCUGUCUCUCCCUCCCUCCCUGUCUCUUUCAUGGUGCCCCAAGGCAGGCCAAGAGGGCUCUAGUCUUGACUAAGCACUGGUGAGCCUAGUCCAACAACGCCCAGAGUGAGGGUUUAAUUUCCAAAUGGAAAGAUUUUUUUUUUUAAGUAUGGAAUCAAAUUUGGAGUAGCGAGACAACAUUCCCAAGUUUCCCCCUCGCUUAAUCUCCUGUCCCAUGGCAUUCCUCUGUUCUGGCUUUGUUUCCUUCCUUCUUUACUUCUUCCUAACAUUUGUGAAGAUAAUUCGUGCUUUCAAAUCCCUCCCCAGACUCCAUCUUCUCUUUCUUUAGUAAGCUAAUGGAUUCAUAUAGAUGUCCCUCUCUUCUCUUUUGGCUUUUCUUAGUGUACUGGCAAAUGGCUGGUUAUAUUCCAAUUUAAAACAAAACAAAGGUUAUUAAACUUGUCCGUUUAUUUUCAACAAACACUGUGAUGCUUAGUUUUUCCUCCACCCCCAUCACCGUCAAACAAGACAAUGCUGAUUUCUUUCUGUGGCAAGGAUUGUACCCUCUUUUUUUCUCCCCCUUUAAUUGGCAGAGCAAUUCUGCUGAGAAUUAUACAGAAGGGUCAUUCAAGGCUGUAUUGUGACACUGACUAACCACGUUCAUUAUAUCUGCUUUGUAAUCAAACGCUCGCUUACCAAAUUUUCUUUGCUUUGCAAAUAACGUAACUAAAACUCAGAUCUAAAGGGACCUGUUAUUCAUUUUACCAUUCCAUAUAAUUCUAUUUUUGAAUUUAAAAUAAGAUGGUUAAAAAUGUUUAAAAAGGACAUUCCGUGUGAAACUCCCAGAAGAUUUUGGAUCUUUUGUUUGCCUAGCGCAAACGCAAGCCAUUUCACCAGUUUGGCCACCCCAGUUUAAAACCGACGGUACUGUGGGACCCCAGUGCUGCACUGCUUGUUCCAUAACCAGCACUGGUUGUGAACUAGUAUUGUUCCUGUUUUAUUAAAGGGUUCUUUUUAUGUGUAUGUAACAAAACACAAUCAUGGCCCAGUUUUUUUUUAAUAUAUAACUGUAAAGUUAAAAAAAAUUUUUAGAUCAUAACUAUUAAUCUGUUUUUUGGAAAUGAAAGAAUUCAUCAAUACUAUGAAAUUUAACAUGUUUGCGAAGAACCGUCUCCAAGCCCCUUCCCCCCUUAUGUAAUCUUUGUCUUUAUAGACACGUUUCAUCCAUUUUUUUCUUUUUUUAAGGUUUUCAAUUUGUGAUGUCAUUGCACCUCGAGCCUGAAAUGUAAACUUUAGGGAGAGUUGUUAUCAUUUACCACUAAAUAUUGUGAUUUUUUUUUCAAGAGAUCAGAUGCUUUGUCCUAAGUUAAACCAUUUCCCAGCAGCUAGAGGGUUAUGUUCUUCACUAUGCUUUCUGUAACCGCUUACAUAUGCCACACUACUCAGUGUGUCUGCCCAGUCUGACUACAUUUUGACUAGCUUAUAUGUUAUACAACAAAUGUUGCGUGGGUGACAGUCAUAUCCGGGGCCAAUACAUUAGCCAGUAAAAACUCCCUUGUACUUAAAUCUCAGUGAGCAACUGUAGUUAUUAGUGUCCCCACCACCAGACACUUCCUUGCUUUAUCCAUUGGUCAGCCUCAGCAAAUAUGUCAUUGAUGACUUCCUGUAGGUAUUUUAAAAUGAUCAGACUUGGUUAAUAGUAUUUUCAUCCAUUAGUAAGCAAAUGCAGAGAGGUAAAUUUUGGAGCUUUAUCUGACACCUGCUCCCAAUCUCACACACAGCUCGCCUUUUUUUUUGUCUUCCUGCAGCUCACCUGACUGGAUAAUAACAUUAGAUGACACAAACAUUCGCAACCACAACCAUUUUUCGUGAAUAGAUCCUACUCAAAGAAAGACUGGGCACAUUCUGGUGCAGGUGGUGUGCUUUUUUCCCUUUCUUUUUUUAACAUACAAGAGCAGCGAUGAAUGCAAGUUGCUGCUCAUAAUGGUUAUGUUAAAAAACUAGACUAAUGUCACAAACUAAUACGGCACCUUUUUUUUUUAUUGCACGCAAUCAUCGUUAUACUGUUGGUACACAAAGCUGUUAUUCUUAAGGCCCCCCUCCCAUUUCUAGCAAUGGUAGGCAAAAAAGAAAAACCUUGAAUAAUCUCAGUGUCACAAUAACCUUGUCAUUACUCACCUGGACUUUCUAUAGGUGCAGGAAAGUCGCGUUUCAAUCUUUUUCUCUCUUUGCUGAGGACAAAUGUUUUCAUGCACUGACGUUUAAAAAGAAAGUCUCCUUACCCCCUUUUCUCUUUAGCUGAGCAGAAGCAGCAGUUAUUCCUACGCUUGAUAAGGAAAUUGAACGAAAAGGAAAAAAAAAAAACUUUCCCAUGCAGUAGUGAAUGUGGCACUGAGCCUGUCUGUAUAUCUGGUAUCUCCAAACGUUUUGUUUUUACUUACCAGUAUUCUGGGGGAAAAAAUCCAAAAAAAAAAGGAAAAAAAAAGUAUGCUUCUGUGACCGUUUUAUUGCUUAGCGCGCACGUGGUUGUGAAAACUUAGACUUAGCUUAAUGACACAAAAAACUAGUAAAAAGACAAAAAAACAACACCUUUCCCUGGUUAUUGACGUAUUACUAGAUUUGUGUAUGUCUUUUAAAAAAAAAACUCCAACUCUAGUUUCACCUAACAUGUUAAGGACAAAAAAAAAAUAAUGUAAAAGACGAUUUAAAGUGAAAUAAAGGUUUUAUCAGUUCUGAAUCUCA